Molecule: messenger RNA, 940 nt
Organism: Aspergillus saccharolyticus JOP 1030-1
Lineage: Eukaryota; Fungi; Ascomycota; Eurotiomycetes; Eurotiales; Aspergillaceae
Product: O-methyltransferase
Exons: 2
Coding region: 61-753 (230 amino acids)
Molecular function (GO): O-methyltransferase activity
Source: RefSeq, a predicted model, not a curated record
GCAUAAAUAGAUUCUCGUCACCCUCGAUGUGAGGGGCAUUAGACACUUCCAGUACAAACCAUGGCCUCCCAAGCAAGCAACCACCCACUCAAGCAUGUCUGCCCGCACAUCCUGUCGCUGCUGUCCAAGCUGCACAAUCAAUCAGCAGCACAGGAAGCCCACCUGACUUGGGAUGACUUCGAGCCCGGGACGGUCGACGAGAAGAUGCGAGACAAGUUCAUUGCCAUCGAACAAGACAAAGCCUAUUUUCUCUACCAAAUGGGCCUUGCAACCGGCGCCAAAACCAUUGUCGAGACCGGCACAUCCUACGGCGUGAGCACCAUCUACCUUGCCCUGGCCGUUGCAGCCAAUGUGGAGGCCACGGGUGGCCCUGGCAAAGUCAUUGCGACGGAGCAUGAGCCCGCGAAAGCAAGAAAGGCCCGAGAGCAUUGGAAUGCUUGUGGAAGCUCGGUACACAACCUCAUCGAGCUGCGUGAGGGAGAUGUCAAGGCGACUUUGAAGCAUGAACUUGGAACGGUGGACAUGCUCUUGCUGGAUAUCUGGGGCCCACUGCUGCUCCCGGUCUUGAAACUGGUGCAGCCGGCACUGAGACCUGGGGCUGUGAUCAUUACCGACAACACGAUUAGUGCUGCGGAACACUGUAAGGAGCUCCUUGAUUAUAUGCGUGCUCCGGAGAGUGGUUUUAGGAGUCUAACGCUCCCAUUUAACAAUGGCCUCGAAUUGAGUGUAUACCAGCCGGGAAACGCGCAGUGAGGAUGACGGAGGCAUGGGGAUCAAAGGAAGUGCUGUAUUGGAGAGGGAGGAUCCUCGCAACCAUUUUGGAUGAAAUGUGCAUGAAGGUUUUCCUUGAACGAUCCUUUCCGUCAAUCUACUCGAAGCUAUAGACUGUCCAGCUUGAGGGAGAGACCAGUGAUUCAGUUUCAUAGUGAGAGGUAGAAAU